Molecule: messenger RNA, 1044 nt
Organism: Cadophora gregata
Lineage: Eukaryota; Fungi; Ascomycota; Leotiomycetes; Helotiales; Ploettnerulaceae
Gene: ERG20
Product: Farnesyl pyrophosphate synthetase
Exons: 2
Coding region: 1-1044 (347 amino acids)
Biological process (GO): trans, trans-farnesyl diphosphate biosynthetic process
Cellular component (GO): cytoplasm
Molecular function (GO): (2E,6E)-farnesyl diphosphate synthase activity; dimethylallyltranstransferase activity
Source: RefSeq, a predicted model, not a curated record
AUGGCGAAAACUACUACCCUCAAGGACUUCGAAUCCGUCUUCCCAAAGCUGGUUGAGGAUCUGCUUAGCCAUGCUAAGCACUACAACCUCCCAGAAGCUUUCGUCGAAUGGUACAAAGCUUCUCUCAAUGCCAAUACCAUCGGCGGAAAAUGCAACCGCGGAAUGUCUGUACCCGAUUCAGUCUCCCUCCUCCUCGAAGCACCCCUCACCGAAGAACAAUAUUUCCAGGCCGCAACAUUGGGAUGGAUGACCGAGCUCCUGCAGGCUUUCUUUUUGGUCUCCGACGAUAUCAUGGACAGCAGCAUCACUCGACGAGGUGCGCCAUGCUGGUACCGUCAGCCGCACGUUGGAAUGGUUGCAAUAAAUGACGCUUUCAUGCUCGAAUCCGCCAUCUACACCCUCCUCAAGAAGUACUUCAAGACUCAUCCGUCAUACGUCGACCUCAUUGAGCUGUUCCACGAAGUGACUUUCCAAACCGAGAUCGGUCAAUUGUGUGAUUUACUCACCGCGCCAGAAGACAAGAUCGACCUAGACAACUUCUCACUGGAGAAAUACCAAUUCAUUGUCAUUUACAAGACAGCAUACUACUCCUUCUACCUACCUGUCGCCCUCGCUCUCUACCACCAAAACAUCGCCACACCAAAGAACCUCAAACAAGCAGAAGACAUCCUGAUUCCUCUUGGCGAAUACUUCCAGAUCCAGGAUGACUAUCUAGAUAACUUUGGCCUCCCAGAACAUAUCGGCAAGAUCGGCACGGAUAUUAUGGAUAAUAAGUGCUCGUGGCUGGUCAACAAGGCUCUUGCGAUCGUGACUCCAGAGCAAAGGAAGGUGUUGGAGGACAACUACGGACGCAAGAACAAGGAGAAUGAGGCUGCUGUUAAAAAGCUCUUUGACGAGUUGAAACUGGAGCAGAUCUACAAGGAUUACGAGGAGAAGCGUGUUGGUGAGAUCAGAAAGAUGAUUGCUGAGGUUGAUGAGUCUGAGGGUUUGAAAAGAACUGUCUUUGAGAGCUUCUUGGCGAAGAUCUACAAGCGAAGCAAGUAA